Messenger RNA from Scylla paramamosain (green mud crab), 1442 nucleotides. Its product is annotated as zinc finger X-chromosomal protein-like. The record is from RefSeq and is a predicted model, not a curated record. Bases 200 to 448 code for a protein of 82 amino acids. Gene Ontology annotation, biological process: regulation of DNA-templated transcription. The transcript is spliced from 2 exons. Gene Ontology annotation, cellular component: nucleus. NCBI's taxonomy places the organism in Eukaryota, Metazoa, Arthropoda, Malacostraca, Decapoda, Portunidae. Gene Ontology annotation, molecular function: DNA-binding transcription factor activity, RNA polymerase II-specific; RNA polymerase II cis-regulatory region sequence-specific DNA binding.
UAGACGCACGAGGGGAGAGGGGCAGGAGAAGCUGGAGCUGGAGUGGCGUGGUGCUGUUUGGUGGUGGUGAUGGUGGUGGUGGUGGUGAUGCUGGUUGGUGCUCAGUGGUCUUUGCAGCUACAGUACAUUAUAGAGGAAGGCCGCCGCCGCGUCCUCCUCGGCAGGCGGCCUGGCCUCGCCACACCCCUCGGACCUGGCGAUGGUGGUGGAGGCCUGUGCGGACGAGGGGGAUGCCGGACAUCCCAGCAGGGAGCUGAUCUGCCACAUCUGCUCCAAGAGAUUCCGUGGGCGUAACAGCAAGUCCAACCUCGAGCGACACAUGCAGAUCCACACAGGAUUGAAGCCUUUCCGCUGCCCGCUGUGCUCCCACCGCGCCAACAGGAAGGGCAACCUUAAGUCCCACAUCGAAGCCAAGCACGGCCCCGAGGCCAUCCCCGCCAACCUUUGAGAGACGCCCCGGCACCGCCUCGGGCCCGGCGCUGGUGAGGAGGCCCCGGCCGAGUCGCCUUGGCCGCUGAACGACGAAGAAUCUAUUCAUUCCAUUGUUGUUCGUGCAAUUAAUUGGCUGCUCCAUUCUAUCUGAUCGCCGCAGCUCAGGCCUCAGUUGUGCUUCAGGCUCGGGACGGUGUCGGUGCGAUGCUCCACGUGGCUCUUGCAAGGAGCCCCGAGUGGGUUUGGGUGCUGGCACGCGCCCGUGGAUAGGGAACCGUCGGCCUCUGUCUUCAGUCUUACGUGCUCCGUUUAUGAGAAAAUUUUUAAACUGAGCAAAAAUUGAAUCCCUUGUCUCUCGUAAAAGCGCGUUUAGCGUCUCUGGAUCAAAAGAGUAAACCCUCAGCGAGGUGAGAGCGUGAGGCGAGGUGGGGCGUGCUAGUGGCAGAGGGACAUGGAGAAUGCGGGGUGCAAUGUUACCGUGAAGGGGGAGGGGGGAAUAGGGUGUUUGUUCAGCAUUCAGCUUCUCAUAUUUGCUCGAGGCAAAGUGGUGGGCGGGGUGUGGAGUUAAAGAUGCUUGGUGUUCGCUCCUCCGCCCUUUUGUUAAGCGUGAAAGCUCCAUGACUUUAUCUUGGAGGAAGCUUUAUAGUGUGAACUCCAUGAUGACGAAUGAGAGCUCCGGAUAGAUGUGACGCGUGGUACGGUUGAGGAGUAAUUAGUGACCUUAUAAAGUGGAGUACGAAGAGGGGAGGUUGUGACGGGCGGGGCCAUGCUGUGACUCGUUUUAGCCGCUAUUUUCUUUGAGUCUCUGGCGUGUAACUAACCAAUGAUGCUAAAGUCUCUUGCUCAAACUGUUCCUGACGCAGCCUGUCUCAUGGGGCAUAGUAGCCAGUCAUGGUGGUGGUGAUGGUGGUGUUGGGGAUUGUGGUGGUGCUUGUGUGGUGGUGGUGGUGGUGGUGGUGGUGGUGGUGUGGUAGUGAUGAUAGUGUGGUGGAAGAGUGAGGUGUGUGUGU